Juglans microcarpa x Juglans regia is the source of this 1482-nucleotide messenger RNA. Its product is annotated as 30S ribosomal protein S1, chloroplastic. The transcript has 7 exons. The record is from RefSeq and is a predicted model, not a curated record. The coding region runs from base 132 to 1373 and encodes 413 amino acids. Gene Ontology annotation, biological process: translation. Gene Ontology annotation, molecular function: structural constituent of ribosome; mRNA binding. NCBI's taxonomy places the organism in Eukaryota, Viridiplantae, Streptophyta, Magnoliopsida, Fagales, Juglandaceae. Gene Ontology annotation, cellular component: chloroplast stroma.
GGCAAAUUUGUCACGACAGAUAUCCACACGUGUUGUCUUGUAUAGCUCAAUCUCCCAAUUUCUCCAUCUUAUCUGAGACAGUGACAGAGGCACGCAGACGCAGGAAGCGUAUUACACGAAGAGAGGGAGCCAUGGCGUCCUUGGCUCAGCAAUUCACAGGCCUGAGAUGCCCGCCGCUCUCUUCCUCGCGACUCUCAAAGCCCUUCUUUCCUCCUAAACAAACCCACAAGCCUUCUGCCCUCUCCCCCAUUGUCUCGGCAGCAGUGGCAAUCUCAAACGCACAGACCAAAGAGAGGGCCCAACUCAAACAACUCUUCGAGGAAGCCUACGAGCGGUGUCGUACUGACCCUACAGAAGGCGUGGCAUUCACUCUCGAGGACUUCCACUCUGCUCUCGACAAAUACGACUUCAAUUCUGAGCUGGGGACCAAGGUCAAAGGAACAGUGUUCAGUACGGAUAACAAUGGUGCCCUAGUUGACAUUACUGCAAAGUCUUCGGCAUACUUGCCAGUCCAAGAGGCUUGCAUUUACAAAAUAAAACACGUGGAAGAAGCUGGCAUAGUUCCUGGUCUGAAAGAGGAGUUUAUAAUUAUUGGUGAAAAUGAAGUUGAUGAUAGCUUGAUCCUAAGCUUAAGAACUAUCCAGCAUCAACUUGCAUGGGAAAGAUGUAGACAGCUUCAAGCCGAGGAUGUUGUCGUCAAGGGUAAGGUUGUCAGUGGAAAUAAAGGUGGAGUAGUUGCUUUGGUGGAAGGCCUUAGAGGGUUUGUGCCUUUUUCUCAGAUAUCAUCGAAAUCAACUGCAGAGGAGCUCCUUAAUAAGGAGCUUCCACUGAAGUUUGUGGAGGUUGAUGAGGAACAGUCAAGGCUUGUCUUCAGUAACCGAAAAGCCAUGGCUGAUAGCCAGGCACAACUAGGAAUUGGAUCAGUGGUCAUUGGAACUGUGCAGAGCCUAAAACCGUAUGGUGCCUUCAUUGACAUUGGUGGAAUCAAUGGCCUUCUUCAUGUUAGUCAGAUCAGUCAUGAUCGUGUCUCAGAUAUUGCAACGGUACUUCAACCUGGUGAUACUCUCAAGGUCAUGAUAUUGAGCCAUGACCGUGAGAGAGGCCGAGUCAGUCUUUCCACCAAGAAGUUAGAACCUACUCCUGGAGACAUGAUUCGCAAUCCAAAGCUUGUUUUUGAGAAGGCGGAGGAAAUGGCUCAGACAUUCAGGCAGAGAAUAGCUCAAGCAGAAGCUAUGGCUCGUGCUGACAUGCUUAGAUUCCAACCUGAGAGUGGACUGACUCUCGGCUCUGACGGAAUUUUGGGUCCUCUCACUUCAGACUUGCCAGCAGAAGGUCUAAAUCUGAGUGGUGUUUCUCCGGCAGUAGAAUCAUGAUUGAAACUUGGUAGUUUAUCUCCUUCUGAAUGUUUCUAUGUUUACUUAGCUUGUAAAAUUAUACCCAAGGCUAUACUUCUGCCUCUGGCCUAAGAUUCCUUUUGAUUCC